Oncorhynchus masou masou (cherry salmon) is the source of this 951-nucleotide messenger RNA. Its product is annotated as complement C1q subcomponent subunit C-like. Bases 129 to 857 code for a protein of 242 amino acids. The transcript is spliced from 5 exons. The record is from RefSeq and is a predicted model, not a curated record. Lineage: Eukaryota; Metazoa; Chordata; Actinopteri; Salmoniformes; Salmonidae. Gene Ontology annotation, molecular function: protein binding.
CUCUCUGUGACUCUCUCUCUCCCUCUCUCUCUCUCUCUCUCUGUCUCCUCAUACUACAAUCACACAGCAUACAGUAUUGUACAGUAUUGUGCAUCUUCUCUACUGCAGGUCUCUCUUCAGUGGUUGCUAUGGUCUGUUUUUGCAUUGCUAUGGGAGCUAUGCUCUCAUUGGCUCUGCCUGACUUGGUUACCAUGGAGACGUGUACAUCGGCAGGGACGCCUGGACAGCAUGGUUUCCCAGGGUUACCAGGAAGGGACGGACGAGAUGGAGAGACGGGGGAGAAGGGAGUGUCAGGUGUUGUAUCUGGACCAGGCCAGAUACCAGAGGGGGGCCAGAAAGGGGAGCCGGGUGUGAAGGGAGCGGUUGGGAAGCUAGGUCGUAGUGGUGUGAGAGGAGAUAAGGGAUCCCCAGGGUCAGAGGGACCCCAGGGAGAGCCAGGGGAGUCGGGCUCAGCAGGGUCUCUGCUCCAUUCUGCCUUCAGCGUGGCCAGAGGCACCGCCAGCCCUCCAGAGAAGGCCAGCCCCAUCAGAUUUACCUCUGUCAUCACUGAUGUUAACAAGGACUACAACACAGAGACUGGACGCUUCAGGUGCCGCGUGCCGGGGACAUACUACUUUGUGUACCACGCGUCGUCUGAGGAGAGACUGUGUCUGGUGUUCAAACUGGAUGGAACCAGUCUGGCCUCCUUCUGUGACCUGACGUACGGGGGCACGAAGAGACAGGUGAGUUCGGGGGGUCUGGCUACGUACUUGAAGAAGGAUCAGGAGGUGUGGUUAGAGACCAACGAUUACAACGGCAUGACGGGAAAACCUGAAGGGAACAGUCUCUUCUCUGGCUUCCUGCUCUACUCUCACUAACCUGAAGGGAACAGUCUCUUCUCUGGCUUCCUGCUCUACUCUCACUAACCUGAAGGGAACAGUCUCUUCCCUGGCUUCCUGCUCUACUCUCAUU